UCGGACUAGAGAUCUUGGUUGAUUUUAGCGGUAAACUUUUACGCGCGUCACAAAAUUAUUUUCACACUCAACCCAGAUUCCCCACAACUUGAUUGCAUUCAUUGCGAUCAAAUUCCAUCCGAUUUGGUUUAAAUUGCACACAAUGGCUGCUGGAGUUGCGAAAUACAACAUCUCAAAACUGAGUUCGCAUCUCACCAACAUUGUGGUCGUUGGAGUCAUCAUUGCUAGACAACAACCACGGGUUUUCGGGAACAAAAAAUGUCCCAAUGGCCAGUCAUCAACUGACAGAGCUGUAUUUAAUUUGACUUUAAGAGACUCGCCAAGUGAUUGCAUCAAUGUAUCACGUUGGGGAACCGUCUCUGCGAUUGGACAAGAGGCUGAAAACUUCCACAUCGGGGAUAUAGUGGAAAUUUUCAACGCCCGAGUCAGCGUUCGAAACGAGGAAAGUGGCAAAUUCCAACCUUUCACCUCGAGUGCCUACAAUUUGGUGGUGUCCGACGAUGGACAAAUCAAUCCCUUCACAGCUGACCCCGCUGCUUACAAAUCACUUCUGCACGUCCCUACGCGUCCUGCCCAUGACUACACUAUUUUGUCACUGGUCGACACCAAGGAGGGUAAGGAGCAUCUUCCCAAAGCAGAAAACUUUCUUGUCUCAGUCAUCAAGGUAGAGCCCGUGCAAGUGAUUAAUACAAAGGACAACCGGGAAGUAAGAAAGCAGUUAGUCCGCCUUCUGGAUUUUACUGCGAAAGCGGUUCCAAUUGAAAUUUGGGAUCCAGAGUAUCUUCGAAUGGCGGCUGAAUGGAAGCCUCGAGAGACAGUUUUGUACAUCGCGGACGGCUUGGUCAAAUGGGACGAGUUCAAGCAGUGCAAAGUCAUUUCUGUCAACAGCAGCACCCUAAUUACUGAGAACCCAAAUGUACCUGAAGCCAUGGCCCUCAGACACUAUGCCAAAAGCGUGCCAAUCAGUUUCAGUGAACUGGUCCACAGCAUGAGCAACAAGCUGCCAGACUUGAACUCCAUCACUAACCAAAUGUCGGUGCAGCAAGCAAAAGAGAAGAUUGAGGAAGGAGAGACCUUCACAGCCGUGAUUAAUGCCUUCCUCAGCAAGCUCAACAUUGACGAGCCCCAAAAUGCCGUCAGCUUGCGAUGCUGGCAUUGCCAUCAAAUCCGAAAACACGACGAGAACAUUUGCGUGAGCAGCGACUGCGUGGGAAAAGAGCAAGUCUUUUCGGCCACCUUCAAUGUGCUCGCCUCGAUCACAGAUCGAACAGGAACUUUGGAAAAUAUUCGUCUCGGAGGGAGAGCUGCAGAUCAAAUCCUUGGGAUUGAUGCCGAUGUCUUCCUGGAAUUGGAUGAAAAGGAAGUUGCCCAGGUCAAGCAGAAACUGCUGCUGGAAAAAUGGGAUAUGAAGAUUUGGGUUCAGCUAAGCCAGACUCAACGACCAGCUGUGACCUUGCUGAGUUGUGAGAAACCAAACCCUCACGAAUCGUCAGCCAGAGGCAUCGCCAUGAUGUAGAAUCCAAUUUGAAUUUGAAUAAUAGCUGUGUUCUUCAGAUAGAGGCGACCUUCCUGCUUGACGGACUGAUAGAGACUGACAGCGUCCAAGCUGGGUUGUCUCCUUCUACGUCUUCAUCGAAACUGCAUCACCACAACCCGAAUGAGGCUCGAAUAAUUCUCCGCUUUAGCUAGCGCGCUCUGGUUUUUUCUUCUGCUACGUUUUAUUCCAAGAGCCACAAGGCCCACGCCACCUUUAAAGCUCGCUUCAAACUAGAGCGUUCAUCGGGAGAGCAAAACUGUUCCCACUCCUGUCUUGCUCCGUAUCCAAACUCCCGGUUUUGACCCGCCUCCCAAGAAUUGGUGGCCACUCGCUAUAAUUUUUCUUUUUGCUUUCGCAGCAAGAAAACAAUUCUAAAAACAUUGGAGGGUAUUACGGGAAACUCCGGAGUCCCGCUAGCUCCCGAUGAACGCUCAAAUAUGAAUAAAUCAAUUAUUGUUGAUAAAAUCAUCGAGUCAUUGCUUUUAACUCCUAAUAUUAUUGAUUGUUGUUCUUACUUUUCUAAUAAAUAUGAAUGUAUUUAAGUGAAGGCUAUCAAAAGACUGACGAUGUAUACCAAUAUCUAAGUCAUUAGUGCUGUGUUUGACCAUUUUGUCUAGAUAUUCAUAAUUUCGGUUAAAAUUAGUUGCAGUUGAUAAUAAAAUAAGGUAAAUUCAAUGUUAAA
This is a messenger RNA of Cloeon dipterum, 2219 nucleotides long. RefSeq names its product hold'em (gene hdm). Bases 143 to 1516 code for a protein of 457 amino acids. Gene Ontology annotation, molecular function: single-stranded DNA binding; single-stranded DNA 3'-5' DNA exonuclease activity. The record is from RefSeq and is a predicted model, not a curated record. Gene Ontology annotation, biological process: resolution of meiotic recombination intermediates. The transcript is spliced from 10 exons. NCBI's taxonomy places the organism in Eukaryota, Metazoa, Arthropoda, Insecta, Ephemeroptera, Baetidae.